CAAGCGGAAAGAAAACCUCUAGUGUGUUUACUGUCGGAACCUAACAGUGUGACAACAAGCGGAAGUAAACAACAAGGGUUGUAGCUUUAGCAGAAUCCACGUAUAGCUAGCGUUAAUACAUCCACAGCGUGAAGGGAUUCUUGUUGCCGUAUUGUAGAUAAUUAUUUUGGUUUUAAUUAAGCAGCAAUGCCUUCAGUGGAGUACGUGAGGCAGUUUGUCAACGAGCGACUAACUGCUGCUGCGGAAGAAAUAUUCAGAGUUUUUGAGAAAACCAUCGUCGAGUACGAGGAGGAGCUCGAUCGCCAGCGCAGACUGUUGGAGCAACAUGCCUGUGAGGAGGAAGAGGAGGAGGAAGAGGAAGAGGUUCUUGCUGACCAGCAGCAGAUGUGUAACGGUACUCAGGAGAGGAACUCCAGUCUGGACCCAGAGGAGCCACAUCCUCCACAGAUUAAAGAGGAACAGGAGGAACUCUGUGUCAGUCAGGAGGGAGAGCAGCUUGGACUGAAGCAGGAGACCGGUGCCUUCAUGUGGACUCCUACUUAUGAGGAAAGUGGCCACAGUGAAGACCAGACUCUGAACUUGAGUAUCAAUGGAACUCAGUGUGUGAUGGAGGAGAAGUGUCUAAACUACAUUCCAGUAAACAGGUCUGUAGUAUCAGAACCUAACACUGACCUCUUGCUCCUCUCUCAUGAAACUGCGAGCCAAGAUCAAAAAAGAGCCGAGCAGUAUCAUAAGAGCAGAAGUCACAGUAAUGGUGUUUACAACCCUAACUUGUCAGAGAUUCACAAAGUUUCUGACACAGGGAGAAGGUUUUUCAAAUGUGACAAAUGUGGAAGGGUUUAUCAGUACAAGUCGUUAUUACAGAGACACCUGAGAACCCACACAGAUGAGAAGCCAUAUUCUUGCAAAACAUGUGGGAAAGCUUUCAAAUGUAAUAGUACCUUGAAAGUCCACAUGAGAAUCCACACAGGUGAGAAGCCGCAUGCUUGUAAAAUUUGUUGGGAAGAUUUUGAAAGUAUUUAUGAUUUGAAUGUCCACAUGAGAAUCCACACAGGCGGGAAGCCGUAUAGUUGUAAAACCUGUGGGAAAGAUUUCAGACGUAACUAUACUUUGAAAAUCCACAUGAGAACCCACACAGGCGAGAAGCCGUACCAUUGCAAAACCUGCGGAAGAAGAUUCUCUCAUUUGUCAGCAUUGAUAAGGCAUAUGCGAGUCCACACAGGUGAGAAGGCGUAUUCUUGUGAACUGUGGGGACAGUUUCAGACGUAGCACUAAAGUGUUGGUCCAUAAUGAGCAAAGCCCCCACUAGUGGGAAGCUGCACCUUUUCAAAGGCGUAGAAUAGUGCAGACAGACAAGUCAUUUUGUAUUUGAAUCCACACGAGGAAGAGAGGAGCCCCGUGUUACACUUUCGGAAGAAGUUCUUCUUAAAUCACGUUCUU
Messenger RNA from Etheostoma spectabile (orangethroat darter), 1440 nucleotides. Its product is annotated as zinc finger protein 239. The transcript is spliced from 3 exons. Lineage: Eukaryota; Metazoa; Chordata; Actinopteri; Perciformes; Percidae. Gene Ontology annotation, molecular function: DNA-binding transcription factor activity, RNA polymerase II-specific; RNA polymerase II cis-regulatory region sequence-specific DNA binding. Gene Ontology annotation, biological process: regulation of transcription by RNA polymerase II. Bases 187 to 1269 code for a protein of 360 amino acids. The record is from RefSeq and is a predicted model, not a curated record.